AUGGGUUCCCCCGGACUGACGGCUGAGGAAUUCGCCAAGAUGCCGUUCGACUUCCUCAUUGUCGGCGGCGGCACGGCGGGCCUGGCUGUCGCUGCCCGGCUGUCGGAGCUCCCACAGCUCACAGUCGGUGUCCUGGAAGUCGGGGAGCAGGCGUUUGGUGACGGCUCCGUCGACUUGCCCGGUGUCGCCGGCGUGGCGCUUGGCACCGCUCUGGACUGGCAGUUCCACACGGUCCCGCAAACCGGCCUGGACGGCCGCACAGUUCCGUGGGCGCGCGGCAAGGUCCUCGGUGGCUCCAGCGCUUUAAACUACAUGACGUGGAACCGCGCUGCACGGCAGGACUACGACGACUGGCGCGAGCUGGGAAACCCCGGGUGGGGCUGGGACGACCUUCUGCCCUUCUUCAAGAAGAGCGAGACCUUCCACGAGCCGAGCGAGGCCACAAGGAAAGUCACUCGUGUUGGCGUCCACAACGGCUGUGUCGGACGGGACGGUCCCGUCCAAGUGUCGUAUCCCAGCGAGUUUACAGCGUCCCACGCACUAUGGCACCGUACCUUGGAGGCGGUCGGCGUGAAGACCAACGACAGCCACCUUGCGGGCAGCAACAUUGGAUGCUGGACAAGCCUCGUUUCGGUCGAUCCCCGGAACGUCGUUCGAUCAUAUGCUGCGAGGGCGUAUUACAAGCCCAACGCAGCUCGGCCGAACUUGUUGGUCUUGGCAAGGGCCGAGGUCCGAGAGGUCCUGCUAGCCAAAAGGAAUGAUGCUGCCGGCAGCAGUUGGAAGGCCGAGGGCGUCCGGUUUAUCCAUGACGGAGCCCAGUUCAUGGCUUUGGCUUCGCGCGAGGUCAUCAUCUCUGCCGGCUCGGUCCAGUCGCCCCAGAUUCUCGAACUGUCGGGCAUCGGCAGUAGUGCCGUUCUUUCGGCUGCUGGGAUUCCCGUCAAAGUGGACAACCCCAACGUCGGCGAGAACCUCCAGGACCAUCUCACGACAACAAUUGUCUUCGAAGUCGAUUCAAGUCUGCGUAACCCCGACGACCUGAAGGUUCACGCGGCCUUCGCUGCCGCGCGUGAAGAAUAUGCCCGCACCCGAACCGGCGCCUUGACGAUCCUGCCCGUCUCCAUCGCCUACGUGGCAGCGGCCCACUUUGUCCCAGCCAAGGCACUCGACACCAUCGUCUCCUCCUUCCCCGCCAUAGCCACCUCUACUUCAGCAGACAAAGCCGACGUCCCGAACACAGAACGCGACGUUCUCCUCCGCCGCCGGUUCACGUCCCGGUCUCAUGAGCUCGGCCACGUCGAGUUCAUCUUCGACCUCGGCAACUGGGGCAUCGGCUGCCCUUCGGAGCUCUUGUCCCCCGCAAAAAAGUACGCCAGCAUGCUGCAGAUCCUGCAAUACCCCUUCUCGCGUGGCAGCGUGCACAUCCGUCCGCCACCACCACCACUCUCCGACUCUGGUGCUGCUGCUGGUGCCGGUGACCGUGCCGGAGGUGACUAUCUGCGCUCCCGCCUGUCCAUCGAUCCUCAAUAUUUCGCCGGGCCCCACGGCGCGCUCGACCUCGAGCUUGCGCUCCACGCGCACCGCUUCGCCGCCAAGAUCUGUGCCACCCCGCCGCUCGCUUCCAUUCUCCGCGCCCAAGUGUGGCCGCCGCCGGAGGAUAGCCCACCAAGUGACGCUGAAGCACUACGGUCCUGGCUCCGCCGCGUCGCGACAACAGACUGGCACCCCGUCGGCACGUGCGCGAUGGGCGGGAGGGGCGGCGCCCGCACGGGGGUCGUGGACGCGCGGCUUCGCGUGUACGGCGUCGAGGGCUUGCGCGUGGCCGACGCGAGCGUGAUGCCUCUUCAGAUUGGCGCGCACCUACAGGCGACGGUGUACGCGAUCGCCGAGAAGGCGGCCGCUAUGAUUCUGGAGGAUCACGGGCUGAUAUGA
Messenger RNA from Chaetomium strumarium, 1929 nucleotides. Its product is annotated as putative choline dehydrogenase. The record is from RefSeq and is a predicted model, not a curated record. NCBI's taxonomy places the organism in Eukaryota, Fungi, Ascomycota, Sordariomycetes, Sordariales, Chaetomiaceae. The transcript is spliced from 3 exons. Gene Ontology annotation, molecular function: oxidoreductase activity, acting on CH-OH group of donors; flavin adenine dinucleotide binding. The coding region runs from base 1 to 1929 and encodes 642 amino acids.